AUGCGUAGACCGAGCACCAGACGGGACUCGAAGAAGAUCUGGAAGAUGGAGCACAGCCACGAGAGGAACGCGACAGGCAUGAGAGACGAGCCAAUGUCGAAAGGCGUGGAGAACGAUGACGAGCAGAUGGACUUCCAAUCGGCCGCCGAUUCUUCUCACAAUCACUGCCGUUUGUUCGCGAGUCUCGGUAUCACUGCGAUCGCUGUCGUCCUGGCCGGUUGUUUGUCAACAUUCAGACAACGGCUGGCAGAGGUCAGACACGGGCAGGCGAAACUCGUGCGACGAUUGAUCGCGAGCGAACGUUCAGCACUUUCCGCCAGGCCCAUACAUAAAUUAAACAGCGAAACUUUUCAGCUGUAUUCAUUUAACUUGCCGGUAAUUUAAAAUUGUUUUAGAACCGCCAUUAUUAGUCUUGACUUUGAAUUUCAGAAUUUCAAUGUAAAUUAA
Molecule: messenger RNA, 447 nt
Organism: Heterotrigona itama
Lineage: Eukaryota; Metazoa; Arthropoda; Insecta; Hymenoptera; Apidae
Source: the annotation of a GenBank genome assembly